AUCGUUAAAUUCGGUGCGGUAUUGCUGAAGGUGAAGGAUAUCAUUUAGCAGAAAGAAACUCGAAAUCUAAACAUCUUCAGAGAACGAAUAUGUCUGAUGAAGAGGAAAAACGAAAAGACAUUUCUCAGUUAAUUGAAAAGAUUGUAACCUCAAAUAAGGGAAAUAUUGACCCAAAAUUAUUUGGAGAACUGAAAACUAUUUGCAAGUUUGUGAUAUUUCGUAAUCACAGUCAUUUCUUGUACAAUCAGUUACAAUUCUAAUUGCAGGAGUUCGGUUCAAUUUGUAGAAUUAGCCUAUGUACAAAUUUAUGAACAGUUAAAAAAAGACCAUUGUGAAGUCCGCUUAGCAUCAUUGCGUCUCAUAAAAGAGCUAUUUGAAAGAUCUCAUUGUUUUCGAAAUUUACUCCUUGACGACUUUCAGGAGUUUAUAAACUUUACUUUGGGUAAAAUGAUGCAUAAUUUUUACGCCCAAUGCUCUAACAAAUAUUAAAUUCCUUUAAAAGAAAUCGACCCGCAAUAUCCUCUACCUUUACCAAAAGAGGCUGCUGCUACUCUUAAAAAGGAAACUGUUUCAUUAAUAGAGCAUUGGAAAAAUAAAUAUGCUGGCCAUUAUAAAAAGCUAUCAAUUGCGUAUCAUUAUCUAAAAAGUUCUAAUAAAGUUGAUUUUGAAAGUGAAGCUAUAAGAACGCAAGCGGAAAGACGUAGACUCGAAGAAGAGCAAAGGAGGAAAGAAAGCUUUCAGAAGAAGAGGUUGGAAGAAAUUCAGGAAGAAAUGAUUGAAAUAGCAGAGGAGAUGAGGAAUUGUUUAAUUCAAAUACAAAACUGUUUUGACCUUCUUAUACCCUCCGUUAACUUUUUCGAUAUUAUUCGUGAAGAGCCUACUCAGGACAAAGAUAUUGAUAGUGACAGUAAUGACAAAGACGGACGCCAAUCAGAGGAUUCAGAAUCAGAAUCCGAGCAAUUAUUUCAACAACAACCUUGGUAUAGAAACUUUACGCCUAUUACAUGUUCAAUACCAGACACUGUGAACGUUACUGAAACUGAUGAUAACAAAGACAUAAUCAACAGUUUAGAAGAUCAAGUUCGACUCAUUGAUGCAAGAUAUGUUCCAAAAAUUAAUAAAUGGCUUGAAAUUCUCACAAAAUAUGGAAGUGAAGAAGAUAAUAUAAAGAGAGCUAUUGAUAUGAAAGCGUAUAUGACAAAAGCAAAAGAUAAGUUCCAGCAUCUUCAAAUAGAGAAAAAAAAGAAAACGAAAACUAUAGAUACACAAGAUUCAGAUGAAGAAUCUGAUUUUGAAGAAGUGCCUGAAAAAGAAGGCUAUGAAGCAAAUAUUCCCGAGGAAUUACAUGAAGAAUAUGGGAUUAAGAAAAAAAAUAUAAGAAAGGCAAAGCCUACUGGUAGUUGGUCUGUCUUGCAAGAAAAUAGUGAAGAAGAUCCAGCAUCAUAUCAAGCAGCAGUUAAGGCGAUAGAAAAAAAAUUUGAAAAAAAUACUGAAUCAUACAAUCAAUCUUCAUCUCAAGACAGCAAAUCUGCAAUAUCUGGUCGGACCAAAAAAUUAAAAGAAAUUGCUCCAAUUGUACCUUUUGGAAAUGAUCUCUUGAAUUGGGGAUCUAAAAUUGAAGUUCCUUUAUUGCCUAAUUAUGAUCUUGAACAUCGUUUCUAUACAAAGAAAGAUAUUGAUAAUGAAGAUAAAAUUGACAAGAACGCCUUGGCGUCAUAUUCUUCGAGAGUAAUAAAUUAUGUUGGCAAAAGAGAACUUGCUAAAUGGAAAUGUAGAGCUCUAAUGCCAAAUGGAUCACUUUGCGAGAGGAUGGAUAAAAAAAAGUGUCCUUUUCAUGGAACAAUAAUACCUAGAAAUGAAUUCGGUGUUGCUGCUGAAGGUUAUAUAGACGAGAGUAAAGAAAUCAAGAAGAAAGAAAAGAAUCCAUGGGAGGAUGAAGAAUUACUGAGAGAAAUUGAAGCAGCUAAAGGCGUCUCACUUAUGAAAAAAAAGAAAAGAGGAAAACAGAAAGAUACACAACUGACAAAUAUAGAUAAAAUAAAAAAUACAUCACGCGAUAGAUUGAAAAAAAAGUUAUUACAUAAAUCAGCUAUUAAAAGGGUCGGUGAAUUAUUAGACACUAUCGAUAUGAAAAAGCAUAAAGACAAGUUUGCAAAUACUUUUGGACGCACUUUUACAUUUCGAUAAAAAGGACUUAAUAUGGUAGAAGAGAAAGGAUGAAAUUUCCUAUCGAAUGUUUUUUGCAUGUUGUGAUUGUCAAACUAUUUGUCUGUAAACAACUUCUUGCUAACAUAUCAGAGAGAGAUCAGAAGUUAUGAAUCUGAGUGUACAUACAACUUUUGAUUACAAAUACAGUAUAAGAAUAUAAAGAAA
Dimorphilus gyrociliatus is the source of this 2373-nucleotide messenger RNA. The record is from the annotation of a GenBank genome assembly. Lineage: Eukaryota; Metazoa; Annelida; Polychaeta; Dinophilidae.